AUGGCCGACAAGAGCUUGGCUGCUCCUGCCUCGCAAGAGCCAUCCAGUGGCAAGGCUCCCCGUUCUUGGGUCCCCCGUGCUUGUGACAGAUAUCAGCAGGUCCCCUGCCGCAACUGUGCCGAAGCCGGUGUCACCUGUACCCACGAUGCACCGGUUUUGAAGCGUGGCCCUCGUCCCAAGCCUCGAAACCGCGAUGUCGAGAGCAGGCUGCGCAAUCUCGAGAGCCUGUUAGCAAGCAUCUCGUCCGGCUCGGCCUCGGCGGCGUCCGUUUCUCUUUCGCGGAGGGAACUGGACCAGAUUCGUGUGGCUGCUCACAUUGCGCCCGCUUCUGAUACGUCGCCUCCCUCUGACAUGGGGGACGUCAAGCCCAACGUGAACGCGACGCCCGCUCCGGACGCUGCCAUGGGAACCCCUGGCUCUGUCAACAAUGCCCCUACCCCGGUCAACGGAAUGGCCACCACGGCCAACCCGACGCUUAGCAACUACGUGCCGCCCAUGUCGUUCGACUCGUUUGGCGUUCCGACGCCCGGUCAGGGCAUUCCAGACCAGCAGAUGAUGUCGGGCGUCAACGCCACGCUUCAGCCGUCAAUGUACGACCCCAGCGUCAUGGGUGCCGUUAGCCCUACUGCAACCAAUGAUUCUGAGGGCCAGACGAAGUGGCUUGGCCCCUCGAGUGGUAUGCCUCUCCUGGAGCGUCUCAAGGUCAACGGCCACCAGUGGAACUCGCCUCUGGACGAUGGCAACGUUACAGACCAGUGGAUGUCUCUGUCGAGCGCCAUCGGCGUUGACGUCGAGGGCACCAAUGCUCUGGAGACCAUCACUCCUCAGGACCCCACCAGCGCGCUCUCGCCGUCCAGCUCGCAUGACGAGUACAUCUGGGAGCGCGUUACCAACGUGAUUCCCAGCGACCUCGUUGACAACCUGGUUCGCUCCUACUUUACGAUCUCGCAUCUGCUGUGGCCGAUCUUGCAUGCGCCCACGUUCAUGCAGCACUACGUCGACCCAGAAUACCGCAAGAACCCGUCGUUCGUCGCCCUCGUCCUCUCCAUCUGCGCGCUGUCGUCGCGCUACACGCCUGACCAGAGGCUGCGAGUCACCAACUCGAAGGGUACUACCCUUGCGAUUGAGGUCGUAUCCCUCGCUAAAGACAUCAUCGCUCAGACUGCUUCGGAACGCUCGGAUCUCGCCAUCGUUCAGGCCCUGUUCAACUUCUCCGUUGUCCAGGAGGGUAUCGCGCGUACCAACCAGGUUUGGUCGUUCCUCAGCCAGGCUGUCAGUGUCGCGAUGGACAUGGGUCUGCAUCGUCGCAAGGACGAGUACAACUUCUCCGCUGUUGACCUCGAGGAGCAGAAGCGUACCCUUUGGGCUCUGUACUGCCAGACCGUCCAGGCGAGCUGCACUUACGGACGCCCCCUCAUGCUGCGUCUCCGAGACAUUGAACUCGACGAGCCCGCGCCCGUUGACGACGUCUACAUCUCGGCUGAGCGUGGUAUCGGCACUCAACCUGCCGACCGGCCAUCUGUCAUGGCCGGCUUCGUUGCCGGCAUCCGCCUGCACAUGGUCUUGGAGCGAACCGUUCGUCGGGUGAACCGAAUCGUCCUGCAGACGGACGAGACCAACAUGAACUUCAUCGACCUCGUGUCGGCUACUGGCCCUCGCAAGUACCGGAUCGAAGACGAGCUCGAGCUGCUGUCCCACGUGACGGACGGCCUCGUGGGUGACUGGUCAUUCUCUCCCACGACCGUCGCCGAUUCUGACAGCGUCCGGUUCUUCCAGCGCACCCGCGUGUUUACUUUGCAGCAGUUCAUCCGACUGCUGUCUGCCCGCCACCGUCUCACUGAGAUUAUGGGCUCCGAAGUUGGCACACUAGGCGGAACCGCCGAAGAGCAGGCUGUUCUGCAACAGAUCACGCAAUCGGCUCUUGGUAUUAUCGGGACCUACUCGAUCAUCGACGGUCAAGGCCGUCUCGACUUCUUCGGCGCUCACGCGAUCUCGCAGCUGACGCAAGCCGGUGCCGGCCUGAUCGGUGUCGUUCUUCACGUGCGUUCGAAUGCCAUCGCCGGCAGCGACAAUGUGCUCCAGAUUGCGCUGCAGGGUCUCUGCGCGUCCAUCCUCGUCCUCCGCAAGCUUGGUACGCGACGACCAGCCGGUAACCGCUCUGCCGAGCUUCUCAUCGAGUUCUCGCGCGCGUGUCGCAUCUCGAUCCCGGGCCUUCCCGAGAGCGAGCCCUCACCAUCGUCCAACGGUCCGGUCGAUGUCCCGAUGCUUCGCGCCCUGCCGCGGCGAACGAACUCGAAGAGUGGCGGCGGUCUCAAGCCCGGCGGCAUGAGCCAGGCGCAGUUCGACGAGUGGCUUGGCAUCGCGCUGCAGGGUACCGGCGACUGGAUGGGACCCGACGGCGUCCUGCCCCCGGGCCAGGAAGGUUUCGCCAUGUAA
Molecule: messenger RNA, 2436 nt
Organism: Trichosporon asahii var. asahii CBS 2479
Lineage: Eukaryota; Fungi; Basidiomycota; Tremellomycetes; Trichosporonales; Trichosporonaceae
Product: nuclear protein
Exons: 5
Coding region: 1-2436 (811 amino acids)
Biological process (GO): DNA-templated transcription; regulation of DNA-templated transcription
Molecular function (GO): zinc ion binding; DNA-binding transcription factor activity, RNA polymerase II-specific; DNA binding
Source: RefSeq, a predicted model, not a curated record